This is a messenger RNA of Stegastes partitus (bicolor damselfish), 1400 nucleotides long. It is a transcript of the gene rcn2, whose product is annotated as reticulocalbin 2. Gene Ontology annotation, cellular component: endoplasmic reticulum. The record is from RefSeq and is a predicted model, not a curated record. Lineage: Eukaryota; Metazoa; Chordata; Actinopteri; Pomacentridae. Gene Ontology annotation, molecular function: calcium ion binding. The transcript is spliced from 8 exons. The coding region runs from base 57 to 989 and encodes 310 amino acids.
UCCUCCAUCAGGGCACUUGACGCGGGUGUAAAGACUUGCAGGAAGAACUUUGCACGAUGGAAUCCACAUCAUUGCUGGUCUUGCUGUUGCUUCACUUUGGUCUUGGACAAAACUCCCACAAACAUCUCCAUGAGGAUCAUUACAUCGGCCAGCAGCACAACCCUGAACACGACAUGAAUGUUCUGCUGGGAGAUGAGACCACUGAGGAGCUGAAGAAGCUCAGCCCAGCAGAUCAGAAGAGGAAGAUGAUGGAAAUUGUGAAGAAGAUUGAUACGAAUGGUGAUAGUCUUCUCAGUGCAGAGGAGAUCACCCUGUGGAUUCAGCAGGUCUACAGAAGAUACGCUCUGGAUGAUGCAGGGGAGCGGUUCCCCGAGUUUGACGUUGACAAAGACGGUGUUGUAACGUGGGAGGAAUACAACACAGUCGCUCAUGACCAGCUUUUUAGGUUUGAUGACGACGCUGUUCUGGAGGAUCCGGAGCAGGAGUCUCUCAGACAUCUCCACCUGAAGGAGAGGAGGCGCUUUGAUUUCGCUGAUGUGGACGGUACACCUGGCCUGAACGUGACAGAGUUUCUCGCCUUCACACAUCCUUCUGAAGUGGAUCACAUGGCUGACUUUGCCAUUGAAGAUGUACUGAGUGAAUAUGAUACUGAUAAAGAUGGAUUCAUCACGCUAAGUGAAUUUAUUGGAGAUGUUCGUGGGGAAGAGGAUUCUCCGUCACAGUGGGAGAUUGAAGAAACAGUGCGAUUCAAAGAACUCUACGAUCAAGAUAAGGAUGGCAGGCUUGGCCGAGAGGAGCAGCUCCGCUGGGUUGCACCCAAUAGCUACGGUUCAGCAAGAGAGGAAGCUCUUCACCUCAUCAAAGAAAUGGACCACGAUGGAGACGGGAAGAUCUCACAGGCCGAAGUUUUGAAAAAUCAAGAAACAUUCAUGAACAGCGAAGUGACAGACUACGGCAGACAGCUGCAUGUAUCGCACGACGAGUUAUAGCUGUAUGUUCUUUGUUUACUGUUGUCUUGUUUGUUGUAAUGUAGUUUUUUUCCCUUGAGGUAGUUUUGAAAUGAGUCACGGCGCUUGUGUCAGAGAUCUUAUCCGUCAGUGAUCAUUUGCAAUAUUAAAUAACCCACAUUGCAGCAUUAUGUUUGUAAAGGAUCGUCAUCUAAAAGGAGUGUCAGCAAAAUCUGAACAUCAGAGGCCUUACUAAAUAGUACAUGUUGCUAAGCUAAGGCGCUGGUUUGCAUAAUAUUCUGGGGGAAUUCCUGAAGAAACAUGAUGCUGCAAGUACAAUUGUAACAACUUUUUAAGGACAUUUUAACAAAAAACAACUUCACAAAUCACAUGUUGUUGAUGCGAACCAACAGCCCUGUACCUGGAAAUAAAUUGUGGAGUUUGUUUUCAUGA